Molecule: messenger RNA, 3471 nt
Organism: Pteronotus mesoamericanus
Lineage: Eukaryota; Metazoa; Chordata; Mammalia; Chiroptera; Mormoopidae
Gene: LGALS8
Product: galectin 8
Exons: 11
Coding region: 286-1359 (357 amino acids)
Molecular function (GO): carbohydrate binding
Source: RefSeq, a predicted model, not a curated record
AGUCAGGCGGAAAGCUGGAGUUUGGUUUCUCUUUUAGUUCUGAGGUCUCGUCUUCCCUGGCGCUGUUAGCCCUACCGACGGAUUCUUUUUUAAACAUUAUAUUUGACAUACAGCAUCGGGCUAGUUUCAGGUGUGCAACAGGGGCUCCUCGCCUACUUACCUUACGCAGUGAUCACCGCGGGUGACUGCUUCAGUUUCAGUCUGGAGAGCCUUUAAAUGAAACUUGCUUAAAAUCUUAGAUCAUACACAGCAGAGAGACCCCAAUCAACAAUACAGUGGAAAAGGAUGUUGUCCUUAAACAACCUGCAGGAUGUCAUCUAUAACCCGGUAAUCCCCUAUGUUGGGACCAUUUCUGAGCAGUUGGAGCCUGGAACUUUGAUUGUAAUACGUGGGCAUGUUCCUAGUGACUCAGACAGAUUCCAGGUGGACUUCCAGUGUGGCAGCAGUGUGAAACCUCGAGCUGACGUGGCCUUUCACUUCAAUCCACGUUUCAAAAGGGCCAACUGCAUUGUUUGCAAUACUCUGAGAAAUGAAAAAUGGGGGAGGGAAGAGAUCACCUACGACAUGCCUUUCAUAAAAGAAAAGUCUUUCGAAAUUGUGAUUAUGGUGCUGAAAGACAAAUUUCAGGUGGCUGUAAAUGGAAAACAUAUACUGCUCUAUGCCCACAGGAUUAGCCCAGAGAAAAUAGACACUCUGGGCAUUUAUGGCAAAGUGAAUAUUCACUCAGUUGGUUUCAGCUUCAGCUCGGAUUUAAGAAGUAGCCCAGCACCUCCCCUGGAACUGACACAGAUACAUAGCGAAAAUGUACAAAAUGCUGGCAUGUCACAAUUUCCUAGUAAUAGAGGAGACAUUGGUAAAAUCGUACCCAGAACUGUCUGCACCAAGAGCAAAGAUUCGACUGCCAAUCACACUUUGACUUGCGCCAAAAUACUACCUAUCAACUCUUUGUCAAAGACUCUACCAUUUGUGGCAAGGUUGAACUCCUCCAUGGGCCCUGAACGGACUGUCGUCAUUAAAGGAGAAGUGAAUACAAAAGCCAAAAGCUUCAGGGUUGAUCUGCUAUCAGGAAAAUCAAAGGAUAUUGCUCUCCACUUGAACCCACGCCUCAAUGUUAAAGCAUUUGUAAGAAAUUCUUUUCUUCAGGAGUCCUGGGGAGAAGAAGAGAGAAAUAUUACCUGUUUUCCAUUUAGUACUGGGAUGUACUUUGAGAUGAUAAUUUAUUGUGAUGUUAAAGAAUUCAAGGUUGCGGUAAAUGGUGUGCACUGCCUGGAAUAUAAACACAGAUUUAAAGAGCUUAGCAGUAUUGACACGCUGGAAAUUGAUGGAGAUAUCCGCUUACUGGAAGUAAGGAGCUGGUAGCUGGCAUGACUGCUACAAAAACUAAAAUACAGAAUGGCUGAUGUGACACUCACUGGCUUUGUAAAAUGCAUCGCAUGAUCAUAUUGUCUAUAUAUUGUUAAAAUGAGCUUACAAAUUAGUUCUACUGUAUGUUCUCAGUCAUGCAGUCGGGCUUUGUCUAGCACAGAAAGAGGAAAUUCCGGGCAACAGCAGCUUACCCAUUACUAAGGCCUUGCUACUCUUUUCCCCAGCCAGUCUCUUGUUUAUAACCCAUUUAUAUUCAAGAAGUACUUGUGAAGUGCCUACUCUAAUACGUAGAUAACACUAAUUGAGCACUUACCUUUGCCAGCACUGCACUGGGAGCUGGGAAUAUACAUACAGUUAUGCCCAAAACCAUGUUCCCCAUACUCUUGAGCUUGGAAUCUUCUGUGCUCUGCCCUUGUGCCACUGUUUCUUCUGCAGGUAUAAACUCACCAGGGACUUGGAAUUACUCAGCUACUAAUUUACCUAAAGACUAAUUUAUAGACAACACUACUCCUGUCCCAGUGACCACAUUCUUAAAUAGGCUUCUUUCCUGUCCCUACAGAAGAGGAGUUGAUACUGACUUAUAUCUGGCAAUUUCCUUUAGCACAGUAAACACCUAGCUCUGCUAGCUGUAAGCAUUACCAAAUAAUUAACAGUAUGAAAUCUGAACAUAGCACAAAGAUUAAUGAAAAAAAAAAAACCCCAACAAACACAAGCAAAAACAAUAAAAACAAAUGGUGCAGAUGAUGUUGAAAUUAACUUGAUGUGAAUCACAAGGCCAUUGAUUUCUGUACCAGUAAGUGGGUAUUUUAGAAUAUAUGAAUUUAGGGUGUCCGAGGUCUGCACAUACUUCUCUAGAGAGUUUAAGGUAGAAACAAGAGGAAUUAAAUUUGUAAAUGUUUAUAGGUAACAAAGCAAAGUCAAGAGUUGAUUUAAUGAUCGCUUAUGAAACAGGCACUAUCAGAAAGUAAAAUAUACCAACUGAGACCAAAGUAGAGAGAGGCAACAUAAACACCUGUUGGUUCUGCACAUGCAAAGCAAUACUGCCUCUCUGCUGUUCCAAAGAUUAGUCUGCUGUCAUUAGCCUGAGAUCAAAACAUUGUUUUACUUUAAGUGAUUAAAAUCAAACUUGUAUCAGCAAGCUAAAUUGUUGCAUUUCUGUAAUUUUUCUGUUAUUCUUUGAAGCUAGUUGACAGAAGUUCUUUGCAGAAUUCUUACAGGUCAGAUCUUGUUGCAGGAAAUUUCAAAGGCUUGGGAGUGGGUAGGUAAAAAGCCAAGACAGCCAGUUCAUUUUAUCAUAUUAAAUUGCUGGGCUGGAUUCUGCAAGGGUUUGGGAGUAUUUUCUUAAUAGAUGUUGGUUAUUUUUUUUAAUCCAUAUACUGAAAAAAAUACUAUUACCAUUUUUAAAGUACUCAAUGGUGGGAACUUCUAGCACUUCUUUCCCACCUUUUCAUGUUAAUUUAUUAUUCUGAGUCUUGCCAAGCUCAAAAAACAAUUGCCGAGGUGUGGAGGGGCAGUGCUUGGGAAAGUUACGUAAGAGAAACACUCUAGAAUCCCUCAGGGUUAUUUUUUUUCUUCCUAAAAGAACAUCAGAUUGCGUGACUGAGGUUUUCCUCUUAAGUCUUAAACAUAGUUCACUUUUGUUUUACAUGGAGAUUAUAAAACAAAAGACUGAUUCUUUGAUAAAAUAAAUACAAAAUCUUAAAAUGUGUUUGUAGUGAAACUAUUAGCAUUUAUGACUGGAUCUUACUGAAACAUUUCUGAAAGAGAAAUAUGCAUGUCUCUAAACUGCAAGUCAGCCCUUUGUUUCUUUGUCACAACUCUGCACUGAAUUUCUUUAUUAAAUUAGACCAAAGGCUUUCAAACUCAAAUUGAACAUUCUAUGGGACAGCUCUUAGAUGCCUUAAAUGUCAAAAAAGCAAAAACAAUAAAUAGCCAUAAAAUAAAGACAGAGUAAAUGGAAAUUGAACCUUCCUUUCCAGCUUCACCGUGACACAGUAUAGGAAUUAAAGAACCUCAAAACUUUGGGGAAAAAAAUCAGUACUGUACUUCCUUAUACAAGUAAUUCUUGGUUAACCACCAAUGGAAAAGUGAUUUUUCUAUUCCUGG